GUCACUUGAAUGAUCUGAUCCAUCGUACUGUGGCAUCUAAUAAAGGUCAUGGACAAGUAGGAUACUAUAUGUUCACCUCUUGACAGCUCUUCUUGCCAACAUUCAUUACUUCAAUACACACAUCUACAGCAUCUCAUCAAGUGAACGAUUGCAUCAUUCUUGCACAUCUUCCAACUAUAUCCCUUUGUCCUCUGGCUGUCUCAUUUCACCCCAAUCUUCUCGGCAUCUCAUAGCUUCUUCCCCCUUCCCCUCUGCUCGUGCAGUCUCCCCCAGCAAGAUGCUCCAUCCUCACCCCCCAGCUCCAAGAAACAACCGUGCACAUGCAAGAGCACCUAGAGCACCUAGAGGUCACUUUCAAUCAGCUCUGCAUACACAGUCUCUUGUACAAUCUCAGCCUUUCUCCCGAGGUCAACAGCACCAUCAUUUGAACUCCCGCGGAGGACAACCACAUAUCUACCAAAGUCAGAGAGGUCGUUCUAGAGGACAAAUGUAUACAGCCAACUUUCAGCCAUCAUGGGGAGCACACAACAGUAACGGAGCUCCCGGCCGUAGUCGUUCCAACUACAGAGGCCGCAGAUCCAGGAAGAAAUUUCCAGCCAAUACUAGAAUUCAAAACUCUAGACAUCUUACUACAAUGUCUACAGCUCCAUAUUUCAACAUCAAACGUCAAUCUUCGGGUUCGACUGAAGGAAAAGCAGUAGCUCAUACACCCUCGCCAUUCCAACGGCUCCCACCGGAACUUCGAGACCAAAUAUAUGGCCAUAUAUUUGAGUCUCACCGUGUCGAGCUCAUACGAAGAAGCGAGAAGGAUCCGACUAAACACCCAAAGAGAGUGUAUUACCGCCUUUAUCACAACCCCCUUCGAUCGCGCGAUCCCAUCACACAGCAAAUCCAGGACCCCUGUCGGAAAAGUCAACUCCCUGUGCCCAUAGCACUGGUUUUUACAUGUCGCAGUAUCUAUUGCGACACCCUUUGGUGGCUGUACUCCACUACCCAAUUUGUCUUUACUUCGACGAGGACUAUGAAUCGCUUCUUUAACACCAUCCCCUCGGAAGUACAGCCUGCCAUUCGACACGUCGAGAUUAACCAGGAAAUGCACAGUGAACCAAGUUUAACCGAGCAUCGUAUCCACAAGGUCCGAAGUGACUGGGCUUUCACAAUGGCGUGUGAGAAUUUGGUGAGGUGCUGCUCAGGACUGCAAGUCUUGUACAUUUAUUUCCGCAUCCGUGACUGGCCCAUGAGCCUCGAGAUCGGCGAAACAUGGUCAUUGCCAAUGAUGGCCUUUGCGGAAUACAAAGGUAAAGGUGGCUUGGACGUCGUGACCAUCAAUCUCGAUAUGCCGAGAUUUGGGGUACAGAAGUUGAAGAAUAUGGCUAAAACCCUCGAGAAAAGAUUUAUGAAGCCUGAGGCGUUUCAGAUCAGGGAGGAUGAGCGACUGGCUAGAGAGUUAAGUUGCUCUUUCAUGGAAUUGCGGGUAGAUGGAAAUGACUGAUAUCUCUCUUUCGUUCAUGUCCUGGCCAGUUUGAUAGAGGAGAUGAAGACUAAUCCGGUAUGUUCGAAGGGUGGGGGAGGAUUGAUCGUUGAUAUUCGUUUCUUUUUCUUUCCUUCCUUCCUUCCUUCUUCCUUCUUCGAGUUACUACUCAUUUAUGGUUUCAUGGGAUAAACCCAAUAUGUUUCUAUGAUACGUUUUCUUUUCUCAAUACCCUAAAC
This is a messenger RNA of Aspergillus eucalypticola CBS 122712, 1710 nucleotides long. RefSeq lists its product as uncharacterized. The transcript is spliced from 2 exons. The coding region runs from base 278 to 1492 and encodes 404 amino acids. The record is from RefSeq and is a predicted model, not a curated record. Lineage: Eukaryota; Fungi; Ascomycota; Eurotiomycetes; Eurotiales; Aspergillaceae.